CUGCUUCGUACUUCAGAAGUACGGAGAAGUACAAAAAAGUACGAAGAAGUACGAAGAAGUAUCAAGAAGUACGGAGAAGUACCAGAAGUACAGAAGUAUGCUUUUUCCCCCUUGGGAAAACGCCUGAUUCAAAUCAGUCUAAAAUCACUCAAAAUCAAUUGAUUCUUUGUGAUUUCCAAUGACUUCCAGUCAUUUCCAGUAACUUUUCACUUGGUGAAAAUCGUUGAAAAUUAGUGAAAAUCAACAAAAAUCGAAAAAAUUCCCAAAUCAGCUGUUUCCCCCUUGGAAAUAGUACACCAUGAAAAGUUGAUAUAAAUGUCCACUCUUCUGUUUCCUUCAUGUUCAUCAAUGAGGCCUUCGUUCUCCAAAACGGCUAAACAAAAACUCUUAACAAGUUGUCAGAAUUAUUCCACAUGCUCUUACAUAGUAUAGUUCCAUAUCACGAUUAGAUCAUAUUUCUUCUUGAUAUCUAGAAAAAUCUAUAUGUUUUAGGCUUAUGGAAUAAUGCAAAUGCAUAAUAAAGGAAAUUUACGUGGUUGGCAAUGGAUAUUUAUUCUUGAAGGCAUACCAACUGUUAUUCUUGCUAUUAUAUCUUAUUUUUAUCUUCCAAAUUUUCCUUCUACAGUCACAUGGCUUAAUGAGAAUGAACGACAAUUACUUAUUCAACGUGUAAAAGAUGAUGCUGGUCCAGCUACUGAAACAAAUUUUUCGUGGAAACAAGUUAAAAGUGCAUUUACUGAUUAUCUAGUUUAUCUUUAUGCACUCAUGUUCAUUGGUAUUUGUGUUCCUAUUUAUUGUAUAGCUUUAUUUUUACCAACUAUUAUUAACGGAAUGGGAUAUACAAAGUUAACGGCACAAGGUUUAUCAGCAUGUCCUUAUUUAAUGGCAAGUCUAUUUGUUAUCUUAAUGGGUUUACAUUCAACAAAAACGAUGGAACGUGGAUUACAUACGAGUUUCGGUGCACUCAUUUCAAUAACUGGUUUUACUCUUUUAUUAACAUUAGUAAAAUAUGGAUCAUUAGCAUGUUAUUUUGCAUCAUACAUUACGUGUAUUGGAGUAUUUUCAUCUAUGCCACCACUGCUAUCUUGGUUUACAAAUAAUAUUGGAGGACAUACUAAACGUGGAGUGGCUAUUGCAGUUAUUAUUUCAUUUGGAAACUUAGGUGGUGCUAUAUCUGGACAAAUUUAUCGAGCUAAUGAUAGACCAUAUUAUUAUCGUGGUCAUUUGAUUUCAUUAGGGUUUAGUUGUUUAUUAUUUGUAUUAGCCUUAUUAACAAAAUGGUUGCUAAUUAGAGAAAAUAGCAGACGAGAAAAUUUGACUCAAGAACAAUAUGAAAUAAAAUGUUCUCAAUCAGAAUUAGCCGAUUGGGUAAAAUAA
This is a messenger RNA of Didymodactylos carnosus, 1377 nucleotides long. Lineage: Eukaryota; Metazoa; Rotifera; Eurotatoria; Philodinida; Philodinidae. The record is from the annotation of a GenBank genome assembly.